Juglans regia (Persian walnut) is the source of this 1641-nucleotide messenger RNA. RefSeq names its product transcriptional regulator ATRX homolog. The transcript is spliced from 2 exons. The coding region runs from base 125 to 1513 and encodes 462 amino acids. The record is from RefSeq and is a predicted model, not a curated record. NCBI's taxonomy places the organism in Eukaryota, Viridiplantae, Streptophyta, Magnoliopsida, Fagales, Juglandaceae.
UACUUUUUCUUUUUUCUUUUAUUCUAGCGAACAUCCUGUUCCUUUUGCAAGUUGAAAGUUGAAAUUCCAGACCCAAACUCUGUUGCCUUCCAAAAUUCUUUUCUUUCUUAUUUGUUGCUCCAACAUGAGGUUAUUAUCUUAUUCUCCUUCUUACUCAUCAUCUUCAUCCACCACAACUUUUGAUGCAAAUAUGUGCAAUUCAAAGAGUGCCACUGCCGGGUGUCUAGCGGGCAUCCUGCGCCGAAUUCUCUGCUCUGGUAAUCUUCCCACACACCCUUCAGAUCAGAUCGUAGAAGCUGAUUCAGUGGUAUACGAAAAGGAUCAAGAAUUCAAGGCCAAGGAUAAGAUUGAGACUGCUGCCACGCCUGGGAUAGUGGCAAGGCUGAUGGGUUUGGAGUCGAUGCCAGAGAUCAACUGGAUGAAUUCACGCUCAAACCCAGAUUCAAUUUCGCGUAGCCGAUCCAUGAAUUCUGCUGAUCACUUGGCGGGAUUUGAUCCAAUGCAGGGGCAGCAUCGACGGGUCAAAUCCACAUUGUCCUUCAGAGAGAUGCCGACCUUCCUCGAGCUGGAAAACGAUAACUUUCUUAUACUCAGUUUCGAAAAUGGAGGUAGAAGUACAGAGUUAAGAUCAAGAGGGAGGAACUCCGAUCUGAGUUUUGGAGAAUCGAAGCAAAGAAGAGCAGAAAGAUGUAAAAAAGUGGAAAAUAGAACAGAUAGGGUGUCAGAAAAGAAGAAGAAGAAGAAGAUCGACAACAACAAAGAAGAUCGAGAAGACGAGAAGGUCUUAGAUAAUUUGGAUGAACGGGAAAAGAGAAGUAAGAGAAUCUCUGAUAAGGCUAUUGAGAAGGCAGGGAAUAAUGGCAAAGCUGAAGGCUCAACUAUUACUCCUUCUCCUUCAAAAAGAACCAAUGAAAAACGACAAAUUGCCAUUGAAACAGUCAAAAUGUCCAUAUCCAGUAACCACGGGGAAGUCAUCAAUGGAGGGAAGCUAAGGAAGAAGAAGAAGAAGAAGAAGAAGAAACAAAGUCCUUGUGUGGUUCAAAAGGCGGAACCUGAGUGUAGCUCCGAAGAUUCGAGCCCGGUUUCUGUCCUUGAUUUUGGUCAUUUCCUUAUUGAUCGUGUAAUUCCAACAUCAGACACUGAUUAUCGAUCGACAGAAGAAGAUUCUAGUUUGGCUGAAUCAAAGUCACGAAGGAAGUUGUCAUCGGAGCUGGAGAAUUGCAGACAGAAAUCUCCACGAAAAGACGAUAAUUUGAUCGGUGAUAAGCUAAAGACACAGAAAAUCGAAGGCCAAUAUGAUGGAACAAAGCAGAAAGAGUGUCAGAGUCUAAACUACGAGGAUGUGUGGGGUGAAAUUCUCAGGUUGACAGGAGCAGAGUUGAUCGGAUCAAAUUGGGUAUGCAGGGAAAUAUGGAAGCAUGAAGAUUUUGAAGGUAUUGGUGUAAAUUUUGAGGUGGGCAUUCUUGAUCAAUUGCUAGAUGAGGUGGUCGGUGAACUAUCUGGACUUCCAUGAAAUUUUGAACUUUGUAAGACUAACAACCUUUGUAAAUUCUCAUUUACAAUAAACUUUACAAAGAAUGUUUUUUUUUCUUUUUAAUUAUUGUUAUGCUUUAUCACGUCAUUUUAAAUUGAGUAAUGAUA